Molecule: messenger RNA, 5528 nt
Organism: Aphanomyces invadans
Lineage: Eukaryota; Oomycota; Saprolegniomycetes; Saprolegniales; Verrucalvaceae
Exons: 2
Coding region: 535-5124 (1529 amino acids)
Molecular function (GO): metal ion binding
Source: RefSeq, a predicted model, not a curated record
GCGGGCCUUUCUUUGUGCAGGGAUGACAUGCGCCACGAUCUUCGACACUCGCGCGUCCGCCGACGAGCACGUCAGCAACAUCACGCUACAUCACACACACGGCUUGUGGUGUGACUGGAUGCCCCACGAGGACGGAGCACUGCACCACCACACGACAGGACAAGCCGCAAGACUCCAGCACGAGGCAGUAAGGUCGCGCGAACCACAACAACAUGAAGAUGUCAGUAUUUCGCCCAUAUAAAACCAACAUUCCGUUGCUUCUAUCGAUUGCGAGGAUGUCGAGGUGGUUUGAUUGAAGCGAGGAGAUUCCUAUACUUCCUGCAAUCCUCAAGGAACGACAAACGCGCUUGUCCCCGGCACUUCGGACAGUGAGCACGUGACGGCAGUGAGGCCACCUCGCAACGCGCUGCGGACUUGCAAUCGCGUCGUAUUCGAGACGACAUGGGAAUGUUGGUGGCUUGGUUCGAAUUAUGGCCAAUCAAAUUGGAGCAUUAGGUUGCGAAAAUUGAAUCCUCCGCGGCAACGCGCGAUCGAAUGUCCUCUGGAAGCGACGAGUUUGACGACCACUACACAACUUCCCGGAGGGCAAAGAGGGCCCCGCUGACGAAAGCUACGGCAGACUCGACGCCUUCGGCUAUCCCAGCGCCGAACGACAAACGGUCGUCGAACAAGGCCAAGUCACCGAAACGAUCGAAACAGGAAGCUGAUAGUGGAGUCACAUGGGUUCGUGAUGACGAGGCUCAUGCUUGCUACGUUUGCGACGUUACGUUCUCUCUCAUCAAGCGCCGACAUCACUGUCGGAGGUGCGGGAAUGUGAUUUGCUCGGGGUGCUCCCAUUUUGCCCCAGCAACAAACCCGUCCAAGCCGAUGCGUGUGUGCACGACAUGCAAUAAUGCUCUGUCCAUUCGAAGUGGUGUGACUGCCUCAACUCCCGCUUCCCAGCCCAUCACAGGUGCCAUGUCAUCAUCGAAAUCAUCGAAGAAGUCGAAACCAUCAUCUGCGAUGGCAGUGUCGCCUCCAUCACAUGCCGCACCGGCACAUCGUUUGAACGAUCACAUUGAUAGCUGGUUCAUGGACGACGACAAGGGAUCACCGCCGACAUCUUCCAUGGGAAUGCCUCGCCCGGCUUCAAAGGUCCCUGCACCCAACCCGUCGGGCUGGGCCAGUGUUGGGCCACGUAAUGGCAACAGGAAAGCCAACGUAGCAUCUGCACCCAAGACACAGCGGCUUGCGGACCUCGUAUUUGACGACAUGCUACUGGUCGGGUCGGACGAAGACUUGUCGCCGUUUUCGAAACCUGCGGCCAGACCCUCCACCAACCCUCGCGCAUUCCAUUCCACUGUCUUCACCAACUCGGCGCACGUCGACCAGCACCUGCGAAUGUACAACAACGAAAUUGACAUGUCGGACGAAUUCGAGGCCGAGGCGGCGCCUUUAAGCCGUCCCUCCCACCGACCACCAUUUCCGACGACGUAUGCGAUCACAGACGUCGAAGGUAGCCGCCUGAGCGAUGCCUUCUUGACCAGCGACUUCAAUCGAUCAUCUGUGGUGGUAAACGCUGUGAAUACACCCCACAUGGCUUCGAACGAGAGUUCGGUGAGUUAUGCUGGCUCGUCCGAGUUUGCCAGUGUGCCAGCCCAAGUCUCCCCCGCUGCAGCGCAAGAACGACAGAGUGGUGGCGGGUUUGCAGCCACGAUUCGACGAAUUUUCGGGGGUAAAGGUCUCCAUUCACCGCCAAAACAACCUGCCACGACGAGAAACGCUACGAUUUCUCCUGACCAACCAUCUAUUGAACCCGUCGCAACGGCAGGACCACCGCGUGAUGUAUCCAGCGCGUCGUCAUCAAACGCAUGGGCCAAUGCGCGCCCGUUGUCGACCUGUGCGCCGCGCCCUUUCACCCAUGCAUCAAUUCCAUCGUCCACGACCAUACCUCGCUUGGACCCGACUCUACCUCAUUUCGAUCGGUUCAAACAUAACGACGGGGCGAUGGGUGGAUCUGACUAUGAUGCACGGGAUGAGUUGUUCGAGCCAGCGGCGCGGACCGCCUUGUGGAUUCGUGGCGGCACCGAUGAGUGUCGCAAUACGUCUGAAAAUCACGCCCAACCUACCGACCGGUUUAACCACCUCCCACGAGAUAUGAUCCAGACGACCACGGCCCCCUCGCGUCGCGAUACUUUCGACGACGUUUUUGAAGGCCCGCGCGAAGUUGUCAAAACGGCGGCGCAGCAACCCCAGCAGCAUUCCCAAGCCGCAAAUUCGACACUGACAAGCUCAAACAUCGUCGACUCCACGACAAAAACUCGCCGGGACACGUUCGACGACCUGUUGGCAUCGCCGCCUUCGAGUGGUAAACCAGGUUCGGCCGAUCCAAUGCGGCAGGCAGGAUGGGCCAACCCGUACGGCAAUUUCGGAUCGUCAAGACCAGGACAGCUGCUAGUCGAUCGUUUUUCCACCCAGCCUGUGUCAACCGGUGUGAAAUCGGGAUGGAGUCAACUGGCGCAGACUUCCGCCCCCACGAAUUCCCGCCCAUCGGACGGAGACAUCUUUGGCGCGACCGUGUCGUCGAAAGAGUACGAGUACGACCCGGUCACUGGGACGUACGUGGUUGCCCUGGGCCGUUCGUUGGGCGCCUUUGCGUCCAUCCCGUCGGGUGCUGUCUCUAGUGCGCCGAGGGAACAUGGCGGCGGAGGUGUCGACAGCCAAUCGCUUAUAGUCGAUAAAUUGACGAGUUUGGAAUCCGAGCUGGCGGAGCUCAAACUGCUACUGCGUGAGCGACGGGCGAGGUCGCCGCGCCAUAGCACGGCUGCGAGCAUCUUCGACGAUGACGACAAGGUUCCGAACGAGCGAAUGCGACGCCCACAUAAACAGCCAUCGCGGGCAGCCGGUCGCAAUGCCGUACAACGAAAGGACUCGUUUGCCGAUCUCUUCGAGUCGGAAGCGGCCAAGUUGGACAGCUUGUACGGCAACGAUGCAGACGACAUGCCGACUGAAGACGAAAGGCCCAACGAAGAGCAGGAACCAUCGGGCGGCCGACGCAAAACAAGGAAAUCGGCCCGUCAUCGCGUUGAAGGGGAUCACCCGUUGCCCAAGGCACACAUGGACAAACUGUUUGCGUCGGAUGAGGAGCGCCAAAAGGUAGUACAUGGCCAGAGGACAUCACGCCUUGCUGCCGCGAAAUCCUCGAAAAAAACAGCGAAAACGAACAGCGACAACAUCGACGCGUUGUUCCAAGACACGGCCAAGCUAGACAACUUGUACGGAGGAAGCGAGAUCGAAGGCAGCGACAUGGAAGGUGACAACACUCGCUCGGAAACCAAGCGCAAGUUGGCGAAGGUGCCUGACGGCGAUGCUGCCUUGAUGGCACCAGGCAUGUCCGAACAAGGUCAGACGAGUCCUCGUCCUCGCCAUGUCGUCAACAUGGACGAUCCAUUUGCGUCGGACCAUGAGGACAUCGACCAUGAGGAUGCGUUGCCGAGUUUGAAAACGGUCGUGCAGCGUCGCAAGUUCGUGUCGGCCAGUGCGCACGUGUCCGGGAGAGAGGACUGUGAGGUCGGACCCGAUGGCGUCGAGACUGAACCAACGGCCACCAAUGUCAGCAUGUCAAAACGCCGUUCGCGGCAUGCAUCUGGCAUGUCAAAGGCGAACACGUCGAAAGCCGUCGACGUCAUCGACGCCCUCUUUGAAGAUGAGUCCAUGGACUUACUGCGACCACCGAGAACCUCAUCCAAUGCAGAACCCCUGACCCGCCUGGCUGGCCACAAUUCACCCAAGUUUGACAACCUGUUCGAGUCUGGUGGUGUGUUGAGGGCCGAAGAGUGCGAAGUUGAUCAGAGCGAUUCACGCGACAAGGGUGCUGUGCCCUUUGACACAAAAAGUCAACGGACCGCUGAGGUGGUGAAAGCGCAGCCGCAGAUCGAUGCGGGACAUGGCAGUGAACCCGACGAGUCGAUGGCAGCUACAAGUGCAAGUGCCUCCUUCCCUCAGUCCCAACGAACCGCAUCGUCGACGGAAGGCGACAUGUUGUCAGGCCCUGAACCUCCACAGUCAUCGCAUUUCGCACGCGUCUCUUCCGCCGAUGAUGAGUUGCCCAGUCUGAAGCAUCGUACAAGCAGUCCGGUCGAUUCUGUAUUGCCAUCACGGUGGAAGGCACCGACUGCAGACAUGAAUGGGUUCAGCCUGUGUCGGCCCCCAACCACUCCUUCGGGGGACGUCGAAGGAGAUAUUGGCGACGGACCUUCACAUGGCGUUCACGAUGAUGCACCGAAAGUGACUCAGGAGCAAGCUGUCCUCAGCAUGACACCUGCCAUGCCAGUCGACGGCUUUGAAAUGGAUUUGUUCGGAACGGGCAGCGCGGCUCCCACGUCGGCUUUUGAACCCAUCCGUGUCAACAACCCACCCGCAGUCGUCAACGAAAAGUUGUUCUCGGAGGACGAGUUUGGACCAUCGACCCAAGACGCUGCGGCCACCACUUCUGCAACCGUCCAGGAUCCAGUCGACGCUCUGUCAAGAGAACUAUCAAAUGGUCAAGGUUUGUUGAGGAAAGAGCUGUUCGAGGUACCAACCCCUUCGGCGGUGCUCCACCAGGAGACACCUCCAGAAAUUUUGACACUCGCAGCGACCUCUCCUUCCCUCUUGGCAACUCCAGGCCAAGCGCAUGUGCUAGACAAGAUUGCAGACGCAAUCGAAAGUCGAGCAACGACGGUGCCUGCCGCCAACCUGGAUCAGCUGUACAACACUGAGGCAGACGUUGAGAUCGGCGACGACGUGGUCGACCUGAACUUGGUUGAUGCAGCCGAUGAAGACGAUCUGUUUGCAUUCAAACCAAGCAAACGCCGCAACAACAAGGCAGCCCCAUCUCCAGUGGCAAAACAGCGCCAGAAGGCUCCAGUAGAAGGCACGAUCAAGUUGGGCCAACCUUCCGUCGCCUCGAUCGUGCCCGAGAUGAUUACAUCGGCAGGCCCACUGGAACCGGUAGGAAACGAUGCUACAUGGCUCGCCCUGCAAGAAGAAGAGAAACAACGCAAGCAAAACGCUCUGCGGCGCCAGCGGCAAUUGCAGAAGCAAAAGGCUACGUCCAAGGGGGCGAAGAAAUCAUCCAAGAAGAAGCCCGAUGCACAACCAUAGUAAUGUCAUAAAUAGAAGCACUUGUCCUCUUCACAGCGCCAGUCGCGUGGUGCGUGGUAAUGGUAGUCGAUGGCACGUUUCGAGCCACAUGGUGUGCACUAUCUUGGCCAUGGUGUCGACUGUGGGGCGGUUGUGGGGCUCGGGAGCCCACCCACGUCGCAGCAGGUCGGCUAGUCCUGGCGCCAAGUUGUCUGGAAGUGGCGGCCGUUGGCCUUGAAUGAUUUCCGUGUACACAUCGAAAUGCGACCGCCCCGACCACGGCGCAAUACCUGGCACGAGGAUGUGCCACAAUGUGACCGUAAGACUGUACACGUCGGCGGGGGUGCCGUACACGGCCGACUUGGAUUUCCCGCCCAAGAUCAUUUCGGGCGCCUACGGUCGAGCGCGUUUCCAUCUCGUCGUCG